AUGCCGUUAACAUCUGUAGUACAUUUCUUUUCUCUUAUCAUUAUUAUAAGUUUUUUCCCAGAGACUGGUGUUAUUUACGGAAAAUUUGGAAUGAAAAUGAUAUUCCUGGAAACUAGGCCUGGACUUGGCCUCACAGUUACGGCGAAGGACUCUUGAAUAGCAUAGCAAUGACCGAAGAUCAGAAGAUGGUUCCUGGCAUACAGAGUGUGAGUUUGCAUUAUGGCAGUGCAUCUAAAAAUAAAGAGCAAGAAGAUUCUAACAAUGCAGAAGUGAUGCGGGAAAUACCCAUCAAAUUCCAGCAGACAUCUAGCGGAAGUUACAUUUUAGACACCAUAAAGUACGCAAUGUCUUCGGGAAGGUCGGAUACAACGUUCAAACCUCCAAAAAUACUCAUUGACGAAAAUGACGAGAAGCCUCUUCCCUUAUAUAAAUACCACAUACCAACAAGUUCUUUUCAGAAAGUAGUAUUAUCUGUGGGAGCUGCUACUGCGGCACUCUUGGACCCUCGGCGAGCUGAUAUGGUAGCAGUUUUAGGUGAAACGACUGGUUAUGCUGCACUUUCGAAGCUUUUUUCUAGCAUGAUUCAGGAUACAGAGGGACAGCAGAUUUUGCUAGAUAAACCAAGGAUCAAUAGUUCUAUUCUGAAUUUAAAUGAACUAGCCAAGCUUCCAGAAGGAACUUUGGGACAUGCAUACAUUAGAUUUUUAGAAGACAACCAAGUCACUCCAGACUCAAGACUACCUGUUCAGUUUGUGGACGAGCCAGAGUUGGCCUAUAUUAUGCAGCGGUACCGUGAAGCUCAUGAUCUCUUUCAUACAGUUCUUGGAAUGCCUACUAACAUGUUGGGUGAAGUGACAGUUAAAUGGAUUGAGGGGAUACAAACUGGAUUACCAAUGUGCAUAGGCGGGGCUAUAUUUGGUCCUUUGCGUUUUAAGCCAAAACAACGUCAAAAGUACAUCUCCACAUAUCUUCCUUGGGCAAUAAGAGUUGGGAAAUCAUCAAAACUUUUAAUGAAUGUGUAUUUUGAAAAAAGAUGGGAACAGUCACUGGCAGAGUUACGACAAGAAUUGGGUAUUGAAGAGCCCCCUAUCUAGGUUUUCCUACAAGACAUAUUUCAUAUGCAUUAUAAUGGACUGUACAUACUGUAAAGUGAAGUCUAUAGAUAUUUUG
Molecule: messenger RNA, 1170 nt
Organism: Macrobrachium nipponense
Lineage: Eukaryota; Metazoa; Arthropoda; Malacostraca; Decapoda; Palaemonidae
Gene: Coq4
Product: ubiquinone biosynthesis protein COQ4 homolog, mitochondrial-like
Exons: 2
Coding region: 168-1094 (308 amino acids)
Biological process (GO): ubiquinone biosynthetic process
Cellular component (GO): mitochondrion; mitochondrial inner membrane
Source: RefSeq, a predicted model, not a curated record